AUGUCUUCACCAGCAAACAACCCACGAGUACCACGCGGUCCAGUCGAGGCUGAGAUAGUCUUUUAUAAAGACCCCGCGGAUGGCUCUGCUCCCUUCAACUACGUGGAGGAGCCACCGGAGGGACAGCCUCAGCGCAACUAUAGCGAAGCUGUCCACAAAGUUCAUAUUACGGAUAUCCGAGGGCAAGAAGAUCAGUUCACGUUAGAUCGCGACGCAUUCCAAGUUUUACGAGACAUCCCUUCACAAACGACGUACGAGACAUUCAAUUCAGACGAUGCCAUCAAACAGUUAUAUUACCCUGAGGUAGAAAAGCUACUCCUGGAAAAGGUUCCCGGAGCACACAAAAUCAUCAUUUUUGAUCACACCAUCCGACGAGCCGAUCCCGAAGCGUCACGCCAACCCGUCCGGCAAGCCCAUGGGGACCAAACCAAAUGGUCCGCAGCGCAGCGAGUCCGUCGACAUGUUCCUGAUCCGGAGGAAGCGGAAAAACUACUUCAGGGACGGUAUCGUAUUAUCAACGUCUGGAGGCCGAUAAAUGGCGCGGUUGAAUCGUUCCCUCUGGCUUUUGCCAGCGCUGCAACUUUGGGCGACAGGGACUUCGCUAAGAUUGAACAUCGCUAUCCUCAUUUUAGUGGUGAGAUCAUGGGCGUGAGACACAAUCCAAAGGCAGAGUGGAAGUAUCUUUCCGGAGUGGAUGAUGAUGAGAGACUGCUUCUGAAGUGUUCGGAUACGGAGGAGGGCAUGGCCGAACGUGUGCCUCACACUGCCUUUGUCGAUCCUCGCACGGCUCCCGAUGCCAAGGGUCGGGAAAGCAUUGAAGUGAGAACCAUCGUCUUUGGAUAG
Aspergillus oryzae RIB40 is the source of this 843-nucleotide messenger RNA. RefSeq lists its product as uncharacterized. The transcript has a single exon. Bases 1 to 843 code for a protein of 280 amino acids. The record is from RefSeq and is a predicted model, not a curated record. Gene Ontology annotation, molecular function: oxidoreductase activity. Lineage: Eukaryota; Fungi; Ascomycota; Eurotiomycetes; Eurotiales; Aspergillaceae.